CUUACUCUCUUCGUAGAUUCUUUCCGAAUAUAUGCAGAUUUAAUUUCCAAAUACAUUUAAUUAAUUACGCCAUGAAAAAAAUCAUUAUACAGCUUUAGAAAAAACUUUCUUUUUUGUUAUUAUUAUUAUAUAUUUUUUUUGUGGCGGGAGAAAAACUAUGGAAAAUAAUGGGUUCUUCAGAAAAGGACGAUCAAAAUGAGGAAGAAGAAGAUAACAAUGAGAUUUUCUUGAGCAAAACUCAAAAAUCUGCAUGGAUUAGUGAGGUCUGAGAUGUGACUCUUUUCUCAGUACUCACAAACCCAAUUCGAAGAGUUCAAACUUCAAGCUCUGCUUUCAUUGAGGUAAAAAAUUUAGAAUCUCUCUCUCUCUGUGCGUGAAGAAGCUUUCGUUUAUAGAAGAUGUGGAUGAAAUGGGAAUGAUUGAACACUUCUACUCAUCAAACGUUUUGUAAGAAAAAGAAUGAAGAUGGAUUCCUUUGGCAAAAGAGUAGAAGACGAUGAAGAAGCUCUCAAGUGGGCGGCACUUGAGAGGCUUCCAACGUACAAACGACUAAGAAAAGGAAUACUCGACACUUGUACAAUUAAUGUACACCAUCUUAGCAUUGAACAAAAACAGAGUUUGAUUGAGAAGCUGGUCAAGGUGCCUGAGGAACAGAAUGAAACUUUCUUAACCAAACUGAGGAAUCGCAUUGACAGGGUUGGAAUUGAGCUACCUACUGUUGAAGUGCGUUUUGAACAUCUCAAUGUUGAGACAGAUAUUUACGUGGGAGAAAGAGCUCUACCUUCAUUCAUUAACUUCACUACGAAUGUCAUUGAGGGGUUCUUGAAUUAUCUACAUAUAAUUCCGAGCAAGAAGAAGAGAAUUACUAUAUUAGAUGACCUUAGUGGAAUUAUAAAGCCAUGCAGAAUGACAUUACUAUUGGGUCCUCCAAGUUCUGGAAAGACUACUCUUUUACUAGCUUUAGCUGGACAGCUUGACCCACGAUUGAAAUUUUGUGGGAUGGUGACUUAUAAUGGGCAUGGCUUGGAUGAGUUUAUCCCAGAGAGAACAGCAGCAUAUGUAAGUGAGCAUGAUUCCCAUAUUAAAGAAAUGACUGUUAGGGAAACCUUGGAUUUUUCUGCAAGGUGCCAAGGAGUUACACGGCGUUAUGAGUUGCUAGCGGAGUUGUCUAGAAGAGAGAAAGAAGCCAAUAUCAAGCCUGAUCCUGAUAUUGAUGUCUUCAUGAAGGCAGCAGCAAUUGAAGGCCAAGAGACAAGUGUUGUGACUGAUUAUGUUCUAAAGAUUUUGGGUUUAGAAGUAUGUGCUAAUACCAUAAUAGGAGAUGACUUAAUAAGGGGUAUCUCUGGUGGACAAAGAAAACGAGUUACAACAGGUGAGAUGCUUGUUGGACCAACAGGGGUGCUGUUCAUGGAUGAAAUUUCCACAGGUUUAGACAGCUCAACAACAUAUCAAAUUGUCAAUUCUCUGAAGCAAAUUGUUCACAUCUUGAAUGAAACUGCUGUCAUCUCUUUACUCCAGCCAGCGCCAGAGACUUACAACCUUUUUGAUGAUAUCGUUCUUUUAUCUGAGGGUCAGAUUGUGUACCAAGGUCCCCGUGAACAUGUGCUUGAUUUUUUUGAAUCUGUAGGUUUUAAAUGUCCCGAGAGGAAAGCUGCUGCUGACUUUCUGCAAGAGGUAACAUCGAAAAAAGAUCAGGAGCAGUAUUGGGCAAGAAGAGACGAAUCUUAUAGAUUUAUCACUGUCAAUGACUUUGUCAAAGCAUUCCAAUCAUUCCAUGUCGGACAAAGAAUAAAAGAUGAGCUUUCAGCUCCAUUUGACAAGAGCAAGAACCAUCCAGCUGCUUUAGCAACUCGAAAAUAUGGUGUUGAAAGCAAGAAAGAGAUAUUGAAAGCUGUCUUCUGCAGAGAAUGGUUGCUUAUGAAAAAAAACUACUUCUUUUACAUUUUCAGACUCAUCAAAAUUUUGAUUGUGGCACUGGUAGUUUCAACUGUUUUCUUAAGAACUGAAAUGCAUCAUGACACAAUAGAAGAUGGAAUAAUCUACUCUGGUGCUCUAUUCUUCAUUGUGGUCAUGUUUGUGUUCAAUGGGAUGUCAGAGAUUCCUAUGACAAUCGACAAACUGCCAGUGUUUUACAAGCAAAGGGACCUAAAUUUUUACCCUGCAUGGGCUUAUGCUCUUUUCACGUGGAUUCUUAAGAUCCCUAUUGCAUGUUUAGAAGUCUUGAUUUGGGUUGCCAUUACAUACUAUUUAAUUGGACUUGAUCCUAGUGUUUCAAGUUUAUUUAAGCAAGGUCUUCUGCUCAUUUUUGUGAACCAAAUGGGCUCUGCAUUAUUCCAAGCUAUUGCAGCUACUUCUAGGAAUCUAAUUGUAGCUGACACCUUCGGCUCUUUUGUGUUGCUCAUGCUUUUCGGUUUGGGAGGCUUUCUGUUAUCAAAGAAUGAUAUUAAGAAAUGGUGGAUUUGGGGUUAUUGGAGUUCUCCCCUAAUGUACUAUCAGAAUGCAAUACAGGUCAAUGAGUUCCUUUCAGACCAAUGGAGUCAUCCUGAACCAAAUGGAACAAGACAUCUAGGAAUUGCAGUGUUAGAAUCUCAAGGAUUCUUUACAAAAUCAUAUUGGUAUUGGAUUGGCUUUGGAGCGGUGGUUGGUUACACUAUAAUUUUCAAUGUUCUUUAUGCACUAGCUCUCACUUUUCUCAACCAGUUCGGGAAAUCUCAUACUAUUGUUCUACUUGAAGAGUCAGAGAGCAAUAAUCAAAAUGGGAGAACAAGUGAUGCAAUUUUACUACAGGAAAAAGAGAAUAACUCAACCUGCCGAAAUCAUAUAGAAAGUGUUACUGAAGAGAGGAACCAGAAUAGAAAAAGAGGAAUGGUUCUUCCAUUUGAACCACAUUGGAUCAUUUUCAAAGAUAUUGUUUACUCUGUUGACAUGCCACAAGAAAUGAAGAACCAGGGCAUUGCAGAUGAUAAGUUGAUUCUUCUGAGGGGAUUAAGUGGUGCUUUCAGGCCUGGUGUUUUGACAGCGCUGAUGGGAGUGAGUGGUGCUGGAAAAACUACUCUGAUGGACGUCUUGGCUGGUAGAAAAACCAAGGGAUACAUUGAAGGAGAUAUCAAAAUUUCAGGAUAUCCUAAGAAGCAGGAAACAUUUUCCCGAAUUUUAGGAUAUUGUGAGCAAAAUGACAUCCACUCGCCACACGUUACUAUUUACGAGUCCUUGCUCUACUCAGCAUGGCUUCGUUUACCAACUAAAAUUGAUACCAAGACGAGAAAGAUGUUCAUUGAGGAAGUGAUGGAGCUGGCAGAGCUAAAUGUAAUACAGCAUGCACUUGUGGGACUGCCCGGUGUUAAUGGUCUCUCAACUGAACAACGCAAAAGAUUGACAAUAGCAGUUGAGUUAGUAGCAAACCCUUCUAUAAUAUUCAUGGAUGAGCCAACUUCAGGGCUUGAUGCAAGAGCGGCUGCAAUUGUCAUGAGAGCAGUUAGGAAUGCUGUGGAUACCGGCAGAACCAUUGUGUGCACCAUCCAUCAGCCAAGCCUAGACAUCUUCGAAGCUUUUGAUGAGCUUUUCCUGAUGAAGUGUGGAGGUGAAGAGAUAUAUGUUGGGCCAUUAGGUGACCGUUGCUCCAAUCUAAUCCAAUACUUCGAGGCCAUUGAAGGUGUGAGUAAAAUUAAAGAUGGUUAUAAUCCAGCUACCUGGAUGUUGGAGGUUACUUCUUCAGCGCAAGAAAUAGCUUUGGGGAUUGAUUUUGCUGAUAUUUUCAAGACUUCAGAUCUGUAUAGAAGGAACAGAGAGCUUAUUGAAGAACUUAGCAUUCCUAAUCCUGGCUCAAAGGAUCUCCAUUUCACAACUCAAUCUGCAACAUCAUUUUCCACACAAUGCAUUGCUUGUUUAUGGAAACAACGAUGGUCCUAUUGGCGAAAUGCUCCUUACACUUGUGUUAGAUUUUUUUUCACAUUGUUUGUGGCACUGAUGUUUGGGACAUUAUUUUGGGACCUAGGUGGUAAAAGGACUACUCAAAAAGACCUUCUCAACGCAAUGGGAUCAAUGUAUGCUGCUGUUUUCUUCAUCGGAGUACAUAACGGUUCAUCUGUGAGAGAAGUUGUUGCAAUAGAAAGAACAGUCUAUUAUAGAGAAAAGGCUGCAGGGAUGUAUUCAGGCUUUCCCUAUGUAUUUGCACAGGUGAUGAUUGAGAUUCCAUACAUUGUUUGUCAAGCUACAGUUUAUUCCAUCAUCGUGUACGCAAUGAUAGGCUUUGAAUGGACUGUUGCAAAAUUCUUGUGGUAUCUAUUCUUCACCAUUUUCACAAUGUUCUACUUCACCUUCUAUGGAAUGAUGGUUGUGGCUGCAACACCAGACCUUGAUGUCGCUACCACUGUUUCGUCCGCCUUCUAUGGACUGUGGAACCUCUUUUCCGGCUUCAUCAUACCAUAUUCUAGAAUACCAGUGUGGUGGAAAUGGUACUAUUGGACAUGUCCUGUAGCGUGGACUAUGUAUGGCAUGUUGGUAUCACAAUAUGGAGAUGUAGCAGACAAGUUUGAUGGCUCAGAGGAGACUGUGAAAGAAUUUGUGGAACGAUUUUUCGGAUAUAAACACGACUUUCUUGGAGUAGUUGCUUUUGUUAAUGUUGUCUUUGCAGUUGCCUUUCCUCUCAUCUUUGCCUUGCAGAUUAAGACACUUAAUUUUCAAAAGCGAUAGAAAGGGUAUAGCUAUAAUAAUAAUAAUACAAAAGGAAAGAUGGAGAUGGAAAGGGUAUAGCUAAAAUACAUUCAAAUGGGUUUGGAGUAACAUGGCUGGUUGUUUCUCGAGGAAAGACUCACAAACUUCGACUAACAUUAAUAUGUGCAUCUUCAUGUUAAAUCUUUAUAACAUUAAAAGUGAACAUAAAUAUAUAUCAUUCUAAUUUUUUA
Molecule: messenger RNA, 4904 nt
Organism: Humulus lupulus (European hop)
Lineage: Eukaryota; Viridiplantae; Streptophyta; Magnoliopsida; Rosales; Cannabaceae
Product: pleiotropic drug resistance protein 1-like
Exons: 26
Coding region: 460-4692 (1410 amino acids)
Cellular component (GO): membrane
Molecular function (GO): ATP hydrolysis activity; ABC-type transporter activity; ATP binding
Source: RefSeq, a predicted model, not a curated record